AGCCUGACAGUCCGGUGGAGGAUAGCAACGCUCCGGGUUCGCUGCAGGUGAGGUCGGCACUGGGCUGUCAGGGUUGACACCAGAGGAUAGCGGGGUGGGACCCAGGGCUGACGGAGACGGGGAGGGCUGCGGGGAUUCGGGGGGCGGAGACAGGAGACUCCGGAAUGGGACUGCGGGACGACAACCGGAGAGGGCCAGGGGCCAAAUGGGGUCUGGGCAGACUCGAGUUGGGGGCGGAGGGAUCGGGCGGGGAUCGGCUACUGCUAGAGCAAAGACCCGGAGUCAGGGUCUCGGCCAGAGGAUGCCGAGAGGCGGAGGACCGGGCUGGGCCGCGGGGAUCGGGGACCCGUGAUCUGGGACCGGCGGUUUGGGGUGCGACCUGUGCGCAGAAAAGACCCUCCCCACGCCGCCCAUUGUUCCUCACCAGUCAGCAGGCCCCAGGGCUGGGAUGGUGCCGCUCAGCCCAGUCACGGGUUUCUCGGCUGCCGGGGGCCGAGCGUUCCCAGGCCCCAAUCCCGCAACGCCCGGACAGACCCGGGUCCGAGGCACUUCCGGCUUCCUCCUCCUCUGCCUCCGCCUCCUCCGGCUCCCCGCCCCAUCCCCCGCGAGCGACACAGCCGCGCGCGUCACGGCUCUGCGCAGGGCCUCACGGGACUGGUAGUUCGAGGCGGUCCCGCGAUGCUUUCCCUGCCGAGGUGAGGGGAGCGACUACAACUCCCAGAGGGUAUCGCGGCCGCAGCAGUGGGCAGUUGAGUUCCCAGGGCGACCCAGGUCCUCCGGCGGAAGAGGGAGCCUCUGUCGGCCGCGGUACCCUGGAGUGGGCGGUACGCAGACGCGCACGGUGAGACCCGCUGUCUGCGCAGGGGACCCUGCCCGCCCCCACCUCCCCCUGCGUCGGGCCGCCAUGAAGGACUCGCUGGUGCUGCUGGGCCGUGUGCCGGCGCACCCGGACUCCCGCUGCUGGUUCCUAGCCUGGAACCCCACGGGGACCCUGCUGGCCUCGUGCGGCGGCGACCGGAGAAUCCGCAUCUGGGGCACGGAGGGUGACAGCUGGAUCUGCAAGUCUGUCCUUUCUGAAGGCCACCAGCGCACCGUGCGGAAGGUAGCCUGGUCCCCCUGCGGUAAUUACCUGGCCUCUGCCAGCUUUGAUGCUACCACUUGCAUUUGGAAGAAGAACCAGGAUGACUUUGAGUGUGUAACCACUCUCGAGGGCCAUGAAAAUGAGGUCAAGUCAGUGGCUUGGGCCCCAUCUGGCAACCUCCUGGCCACUUGCAGCCGAGAUAAGAGCGUUUGGGUCUGGGAAGUUGAUGAAGAGGAUGAGUAUGAAUGUGUCAGUGUUCUCAACUCCCACACACAGGAUGUCAAGCAUGUGGUUUGGCACCCAAGUCAGGAGCUCUUAGCUUCUGCCAGCUACGAUGACACAGUGAAGCUGUACCGGGAGGAAGAGGAUGACUGGGUAUGCUGUGCCACCCUUGAGGGCCAUGAAUCCACUGUGUGGAGCUUGGCCUUUGACCCAAGUGGCCAGCGCCUGGCGUCUUGUAGUGAUGACCGUACUGUGCGCAUCUGGCGUCAGUAUCUACCAGGCAAUGAACAAGGGGUGGCAUGCAGCGGCUCUGACCCCAGUUGGAAAUGUAUCUGUACUUUGUCUGGCUUCCACUCAAGGACCAUUUAUGACAUUGCUUGGUGUCAGCUGACAGGGGCUCUGGCCACAGCUUGUGGGGAUGACGCGAUCCGCGUGUUUCAGGAGGAUCCCAACUCAGAUCCACAGCAGCCCACCUUUUCCCUGACAGCCCACUUGCAUCAGGCCCAUUCCCAGGAUGUCAACUGUGUGGCCUGGAACCCCAAGGAGCCAGGGCUACUGGCCUCCUGCAGUGACGAUGGGGAGGUGGCCUUCUGGAAGUAUCAGCGGCCUGAAGGCCUCUGAGCUACCUCGACUUUGAACAGAGUAAUGACUCCCCAGAAAACGUUGUAAGACUUUACCAGCCCCUGAGAGGACCAGGAGGAGCGUCCUUGACCCUCAUUUAACUGGCUCACUUCUCUUCAGGCUUGAGCUUCAUGUAACUGGCUCACUUUUCUACAUCCUUGAGCUUCAUGUAACUGGCUCACUUCUCUUCAGGCUUGACCCUCAUGUAACUGGCUCCCUUCUCUUCAGGCUUGACCCUCAUGUAACUGGCUCCCUUCUCGUCAGGCUUGACCCUCAUGUAACUGGCUCGCUUCUCUUCAGGCUUGACCCUCAUGUAACUGGCUCCCUUCUCUUCAGGCUUGACCCUCAUGUAACUGGCUCCCUUCUCUUCAGGCUUGACCCUCAUGUAACUGGCUCGCUUCUCUUCAGGCUUGACCCUCAUGUAACUGGCUCCCUUCUCGUCAGGCUUGACCCUCAUGUAACUGGCUCCCUUCUCGUCAGGCUUGACCCUCAUGUAACUGGCUCCCUUCUCGUCAGGCUUGACCCUCAUGUAACUGGCUCCCUUCUCGUCAGGCUUGGGUAGAAGUGCGGAGCCACAGAAUUGCUCUCCUUCCCCUCCUUUGACGCGAGGCCUUCAGUAAAGAGCUACGGAACAGCAGUACAUUGUUAUACCACAGAUUUUUCUUGCAUUAGGGCACAGUGUUAAAUUUUUUGGAGGUAAAUAUACUACUUAUAAUCACUAUA
Pongo pygmaeus (Bornean orangutan) is the source of this 2647-nucleotide messenger RNA. It is a transcript of the gene CIAO1, whose product is annotated as cytosolic iron-sulfur assembly component 1. Gene Ontology annotation, biological process: iron-sulfur cluster assembly. The record is from RefSeq and is a predicted model, not a curated record. The coding region runs from base 905 to 1924 and encodes 339 amino acids. The transcript has 7 exons. Lineage: Eukaryota; Metazoa; Chordata; Mammalia; Primates; Hominidae. Gene Ontology annotation, cellular component: cytosolic [4Fe-4S] assembly targeting complex. Gene Ontology annotation, molecular function: protein binding.